AUGGCCACCCCCGCAGCUGUUGCCUGUAACCAAGUGGAAUCCCGCCAUGCAACCCGCACAAUUAAGGAUAUUCUCUCCUUGGAGUGUUUCAAGGCGGCAUGGAAACAUGGAAAACGCACACUCGAAAUUGCAAAAGACCCAAGGUUGAUUCGAACUGUUCUAUCAGGCCCCCCGCAGCAGAUGUCAUACACCGGUCUGGCCGAGGUUGCCUUAUUCGCACUUGGAUUCGAGACUAUCCAAUGGCAAUGCGGUAAUUCAUCUCAGCCUCCCAUGUCUGAAAGCUCGUUCAUGCUCGUCCAGUGA
Penicillium verrucosum is the source of this 303-nucleotide messenger RNA. RefSeq lists its product as uncharacterized. The coding region runs from base 1 to 303 and encodes 100 amino acids. The transcript has a single exon. The record is from RefSeq and is a predicted model, not a curated record. NCBI's taxonomy places the organism in Eukaryota, Fungi, Ascomycota, Eurotiomycetes, Eurotiales, Aspergillaceae.